UUUGGAUUAUAUGUGGACGAGAUGAAGUUUUUGGCGGAUUUAUGUUUGGACUUGAGGUGCACUGGGGCCCUGCAGGUUAUUUCAAUGAAUUCUUGUGAUUUUUUUUGAAUGCAUUGUGUAAUUGUCUUAAUUUUCUUAAAAGCGCACACUUAUGGAGAACCUCACCAUGGGUAACGUGACUGUGGAGAAUGACACGUCGGUGCAGGUCAAUCACACCCUGGGUGUUUGGACUGACUACACGGUUGAAUACAAAGUGGUCAGCGUGCUUUUAGUGUCCCUGAUAUGCGGGCUGGGGAUUGUGGGGAAUGUGAUGGUCAUCCUGGUGGUCCUGACCACUAAACACAUGCGGACUCCCACUAACUGUUACCUGGUGAGUCUGGCCGCGGCUGACCUGAUGGUCCUUACAGCUGCCGGGCUGCCCAACAUCACCGACGCCCUGUACGGACAGUGGGUGUACGGUUACGCGGGCUGCCUGGGGAUCACUUAUUUCCAGUAUCUCGGAAUAAACGCGUCCUCCUGCUCCAUCACCGCCUUCACCGUGGAGCGCUACAUCGCCAUCUGCCACCCUAUCAAAGCGCAAUUCCUGUGCACUUUAUCCAGGGCGAAGAAAAUCAUCAUGCUGGUCUGGGCGCUCACCUCCGUUUACUGCGUCAUGUGGCUGUUUCUGUCAGACACGGAAAAGUUGGUGUAUGACAACGUGGUUCUGCUCAGCUGCGCCUACAAGGUGUCCAGGAGUAACUACCUGCCCAUUUACUUCACCGAUUUCGCGGUGUUUUACGUGCUGCCUCUCAUGCUGGCCACGGUGCUGUACGGACUGAUCGCCCGGAUACUUUUCCUCAACCCGCUGCCCUCAGAUCCCAAAGACACAACCAAAAAGUGGAAGAAGGAGACGAGUCAGGGAGGGAGGAUGUUCAGCACCUGCUCCUCCAGCAGCGCAACGGCUGCCUCCCGCAGACAGGUGACAAAGAUGCUGGCCGUGGUAGUGGUCCUCUUCGCCUUACUCUGGAUGCCCUACCGGACCUUAGUGGUGGUCAACUCCUUCCUGGAGAAGUCCUAUCUGGACACCUGGUUCCUGCUCUUCUGCCGUCUCUGCAUCUACCUAAACAGUGCCAUCAACCCGGUUAUCUACAACGCCAUGUCCCAGAAGUUCCGUGCUGCUUUUAAGAAAUUGUGUCACUGCGGCCCUCAGCGUAUGGAGAAACCAGCGUCUUACAGUGUGGCGCUAACCUACAGUGUCAUCAAGGAGACAUCCAAUGGGGAAAGUCCUGACCACUUCACUACAGAAAUGGAUGAGCUAAACACACCGACAGAUCAGUAUUUGCCCGCCAGUAUCUUGCCAAGUGCCAAGAAGAUGCCAUUUGCAGCGCCUUCCCUUUCAGGGAGUGAAGUCAAAGCCUGAAUAAAAACAAACCUCCCACCUAACGUGGAUAACAGCGAUUUUGACAGCAGUGGUAUGGAUUCAGUCACCCAUGCGACAGUUUCAUAAAGUUUUAAUUAAAAUUACCCUCAUACUUCU
Messenger RNA from Plectropomus leopardus (leopard coralgrouper), 1516 nucleotides. RefSeq names its product thyrotropin-releasing hormone receptor a (gene trhra). Gene Ontology annotation, molecular function: thyrotropin-releasing hormone receptor activity. Gene Ontology annotation, biological process: phospholipase C-activating G protein-coupled receptor signaling pathway. The record is from RefSeq and is a predicted model, not a curated record. Gene Ontology annotation, cellular component: membrane. NCBI's taxonomy places the organism in Eukaryota, Metazoa, Chordata, Actinopteri, Perciformes, Serranidae.